GGUUCGGGAGAGGUCAUUCAGGCAGUCUAGGGGUCCGAAAGCGUCGAGGGCUUGGAAGCCUGGGAAUAGGAUGAUGCCGAUGCGGAGGGGGGUGGAGGACGGUUGGUCUGUGGGAGUGAGCGGGGAUUAUGGUUGAGCAGUGUGAGAUACAUACCGGCCAUACUGUUUGUAAGAUGAUUAUAGUGAAUAUUGUCGAGGGUUGGUUGAUGUGCUCAUCCACUUGUAGUAGUGUGCAAGGUAUCUCAGGGAUAUUACUAAUGGUAGAGGGUGAACAACGAGGGCGAGAAUUUAUAGAAGCUGCAGGGUCAGUUGUAGCCAUGACUGGUUUUGCAAAGUCUAUUCUUUCGGACCAAAGGUCACUGGACAUAAGCGCUGGCCAGACGCUGUGAGUCAUAUCACGCUGCCCAGAUGCUCGUAAGCACUAACUUGCGGUGGGAUUCUCCCCGACAGUCGCGCGCAAUACUGGCCGAGCCUCCGACACGGUACGGCCUUGACGACUCCGACAAGCCGGCGAUCAAGAGCGAGACACAGGUCGCUGUCAGCCUCCUUGGCACCGCGAUAGACGAUAUCGGCCAUGUUGGCAAUCAGCUGCCAUCCUUCCGCCUCAAGGACGCAGUGGGCGUGGAGCAGAAUAGCGCGGAUCUCCUCGGUCAGGAUGCGUUAUUGAUCACGUUCUUUCGCGGGGAAUGGUGCCCUUUCUGCAAUAUUGCCGUCGCAGGGUUACAAAAAUAUCACACAGUGCUCAAAUCAAAAGGUGGCAAUCUUGUGGCAAUCACUCCCGAGCUUCCGAACAACACCUGGACCAUGACGCAGAAACACGAGCUCGAGUUCCCUGUUUUGACGGAUCAUGACAAUGAGUUUGCUCGCCAGCUCGGGAUUGAACGAAAUGGAGAUGAUUCGGUCGAAGUCCCGAUCCCUGCGACAUUGCUGGUGGACAAGGAUGGGAUUGUCAGGAACCUGUUCCUUGAACCUGACUAUUACAAACGUGUGGGUUCAAUGGUGGUGCUGGGAUGGGUUGAAGCUCUGUAGGGGCGUUUUCCUUUGCACGGUUGUACUCGAAUAAAACAACAUAGAGCUGGAUUGUCGUCUCUACAACGAAUAGUUUCCGAGACACUAAGAAAC
Aspergillus sclerotioniger CBS 115572 is the source of this 1122-nucleotide messenger RNA. Its product is annotated as peroxiredoxin-like family protein. Gene Ontology annotation, biological process: cellular response to oxidative stress; cell redox homeostasis. The record is from RefSeq and is a predicted model, not a curated record. Gene Ontology annotation, molecular function: thioredoxin peroxidase activity. Gene Ontology annotation, cellular component: cytoplasm. Bases 409 to 1029 code for a protein of 206 amino acids. Lineage: Eukaryota; Fungi; Ascomycota; Eurotiomycetes; Eurotiales; Aspergillaceae. The transcript is spliced from 3 exons.